AAAAGAAGCUGUGAAUAGUUUUCGUCAGUCAGGAAGCAGAGUGAGAGUAAAAAAAAUUGAACAACCCGAUGACAACUGUCUCCGGCGCCGUUGUUCCACCAUUCCUAUCUCCUCCUCCGCUUCGUCGCCCAUUCUCCCGCCAUCAUCUCAGUCUGACCAAGAUUCCUAGCGCUGUCUUGCGGAGGAGGAAACAGGUCGUUGUUGCUUUAGCGGCGGUUACGGCUUCAGAAUCGCCAUCAGAAGCAGCAGCAGCGUAUGAUCCGGAGCUCCGUUUGGUUUUCGAGCUCGCCACAGAUUCCGAGCUAUACGAGCUCGAGAGUAUCCUCUUUGGUCCCAGCUACUUUAGCCCUCUGUUGAAAUCAAUCCCUAACAAAGGAAGAGGAGGAGGUGAGAGGUUGAUGAUAGGGGAAGAUAUUGAGGUUCGAGAUGGUUUUAUCCAAUCUCUUGAAUCUAGAUUCUUGUUUCUCGCUGCUGAUGCUCGCUCCACUCUCAGGGGUUGGAGACCUUCAUACAGAAACGUUCUACUUGCGGUGAGGAAUAAGUUGAGUAUUCCCUGCUCUAGCCAUUUGCCAACGGAGGAUCUCGAAGCUGAGAUCUUUCUUUAUCUUGUUGACAAUUUCUCUAGUGAAGCAUCAGGGAUAUUCCCUGGCUUGUGGGAUAGCUCUCAAGCAUCAGAGGUGCAGGGAAGCUUAGAAGUCGGGCUCAGUAAAUGGAAAGUUGAACUACUUGCUGCUCUAGAAGUAGGUGCUUCCGAGGUCCAGUCUAUGAUUCUCAAGGGUGGUGGGAUGAUCACAUUUGCCAAGAUUUAUCAGUUGUUGGCUAAGAGACUAUCUGGAAAAGUAAUCCUUGAAGCUGCCAACUACCAGAUAAGGAGAGAGAUGCUUAAAAAGGGUGGACAGUUAGCUGCCAUUAACUUGGAAUCAAGAGCAGCUCUGCUUGCAGCAAAACAAGGGUUUGUAGGAGCUGCAUCCAGAUACCUUGGGUUAAGAACAGUGAUGCAAUUAGUCGGUCCAAUGAUGUGGGGGACGUUACUAGCUGAUUUGGUUAUUCAGAUGCUUGAAACUGACUACGCUAGAAUCUUACGAGCAAUUUACGCGUUUGCACAGAUUCGAAUCACGAGGACAUACAGGCUACCUUGUAAAUGAAGUUAAAGUUAUUUUCUCUCGACUCUGUGUCUCCACUGUCUCUACGUAUUAUGUAGGUAACAAUGUUUAAUUAUCACUCGCCAUAUGUGGUUCAUGUGAAAUUAGAUGUUACCCGAAUGGAAAAAGAGCGCCAUGGCUAAACGAGCGAGUUUAGCUUCUUUCGAACGAGCAAUUACUAUCACGUGUGAAUCAAGAAACUUCUUGAUUCAUACAAAAGGAAUAAUAUAUUUUGCGGAAAUUUCUGAGUAAAUUGAGUGAGAAACGCGAGGAGUAACGACUUAGAAGUGAGUUUCAAGUUCGAUUUUGCAGCUUUCUUUGUUGAUUUUUCUCAAAUCAAGAAAGAUAUAGAAACUGGACUCUCUUGGAAAAUAUUGAUUGGUGUCUCAGAACAUUUUGACGCUAGUAUAUUGUCAUAAAUUAAUAAUUUUGUACACUUAAUAUUUUAUCUAUGAUAAUGUGAUUCUAGUUCUUUUUA
This is a messenger RNA of Raphanus sativus (radish), 1620 nucleotides long. RefSeq lists its product as uncharacterized. The coding region runs from base 69 to 1145 and encodes 358 amino acids. NCBI's taxonomy places the organism in Eukaryota, Viridiplantae, Streptophyta, Magnoliopsida, Brassicales, Brassicaceae. The record is from RefSeq and is a predicted model, not a curated record. The transcript is spliced from 12 exons.